AUGCUAGCCAGUCAAAAUGGUCAUACACAGGUUGUUGAACUACUACUCAAAGAGAAUGCAGACGUUAACAUUCAGAAGAAAGAUGGAUACACUGCACUAAUGGCAGCUAGUCAAAAUGGUCAUUCACAGAUUGUUGAACUAUUACUCAAAGAGAAUGAACUACUACUCAAAGAGAAUGCAGACGUUAACAUUCAGAAGAAAGAUGGAUACACUGCACUAAUGCUAGCCAGUCAAAAUGGUCAUACACAGGUUGUUGAACUACUACUCAAAGAGAAUGCAGACGUUAACAUUCAGAAGAAAGAUGGAUACACUGCACUAAUGGCAUCUAGUCAAAAUGGUCAUUCACAGAUUGUUGAACUAUUACUCAAAGAGAAUAUUGUUGAACUACUACUCAAAGAAAAUGCAGAUGUUAAUACUCAGAAAGAAGAAGGAGGGACUCCCCUAAUGUUAGCUAGUUAUAUUGGUCAUACACAGGUUGUUAAAUUACUACUCAAAGAGAAUGCUGAUGUUAAUGCUCAGAAAGAAGAUGGACGGACUGCUCUAAUGCUAAUUGUUGAACUACUACUCAAAGACAAUGCAGAUGUUAAUAUUCAGAAGGAAGAUGGAGCGACUGCCCUAGUGGCAGCUAGUGAAAAUGGUCAUAUACAGAUUGUUGAACUACUACUCAAAGGGAAUGCAGAUGUUAACAUUCAAACCAAAAAAGGAUGGACUGCUCUAAUGCUAGCUAGUAGUGAUGGUCAUACACAGGUUGUCGAACUACUACUCAAAGAGCAUGCAGAUGUUAACAUUCAGAACAAAAAAGGAGUUACUGCCCUAAUGAGAGGAUUAUUAGACUCAUGUGUUAAAGGAGAUUUAGGUGCAGUCAUAAUGAAGACAUUAGAUAGUCCAGAUACUCCACUGGUACUUGGUCUUACUCCACUUAUGGUAGCUUCAUCAUGUGGACAUGUUGAUAUAGUGGAUGCUCUCAUACAAGCUGGAGCUGAUAUCAAUAAACAAGAAACCUCAUCUUGUGGACAUAUAGAGACAGCAGAAGUCCUCUUACAAGGUGGAGCUAAUGUCAACAGUACAGACAAUGAUGGGUACAGUCCACUAGUAUAUGCUAUAACAGGACACAAGUCACUUCAAGUUAUUGAACAACUACUUAAAGCUGGUGCUCAACCUAAUGUCUUUAUUAAUGACCAGAGUAUUGUUGAUAAAAGAAUGCAGAUGUUAAAUAGUCAGAAUGAAGAAGGAGAGACUGCGCUAAUGAUAGCUAGUCUAAAAGGUCAUACACAGGUUGUUGAACUACUACUCAAAGAGAAUACAGAUGUUAACAUCAAAACAAAAGGAUUUACUGCCCUAAUGGGAGCUAUUAUGAACAAACAUCUUGAAGUAGUUGAAUUCUUGCUACAAUCAAAAGCAGAUCCUCAUAUAGUAGCAUAUAUUAAAGGUUUGAAAUAA
Messenger RNA from Gigantopelta aegis, 1440 nucleotides. Its product is annotated as ankyrin-3-like. Lineage: Eukaryota; Metazoa; Mollusca; Gastropoda; Neomphalida; Peltospiridae. The record is from RefSeq and is a predicted model, not a curated record. Gene Ontology annotation, molecular function: protein binding.